This is a messenger RNA of Trichoderma asperellum CBS 433.97, 1130 nucleotides long. RefSeq lists its product as uncharacterized. Gene Ontology annotation, cellular component: membrane. Lineage: Eukaryota; Fungi; Ascomycota; Sordariomycetes; Hypocreales; Hypocreaceae. The record is from RefSeq and is a predicted model, not a curated record.
UGUUGCUUUUGAACAUGCAUUUGUUGUCUAAUAUGCUUCCAUCACGUAUAAAUAUUUGAAACUCGCCCAAACACAUGUUAAAAAUAUGUUGCCAGUGUCUAGGAUGCAUAGCUCGUCGCUCUGAUAAUUCUCUCCCACUUCAAUUGGAUACCAGCAAUUAAUAUGGACAAUCCUGUUGCUGCAAAUGUCCUUGGGACACUUGGUGCUGUUUGCUGGUCUGUACAGCUGAUACCCCAAAUCAUCAUCAACCACCGUCGCCAUAACACCAUCGGCCUGCAGCCCUCAAUGAUGAUGCUGUGGGCGUGGGCAGGUGUUCCGCUUGGAGUGUACAACAUCACCAAGGAGUUCAAUGUGGCCUUGCGCAUCCAGCCUCAAAUAUUGACACUCCUCAGUCUCAUCACUUGGACUCAAUGCCGCUAUUAUGACAAAAAAUGGUCCAUCUCCCGUUGUCUUCUUAUGGUCAUCCCUAUUGCUCUCAUAAUGGCUGGCAUACAAAUUAGCCUCAUCUUUGCUCUUCGGGCCGCCCACUCUUCGCAACUCACAUGGCCAGACACGUUAAUGGCGGUUCUCUCGGCUGCUCUUCUUGCCGCUGGCGUCCUCAGACAUUAUUGGGAUAUAUAUGUCCACCGAUCAGUGCGUGGGAUCUCAUUCAUAUUUGUAGGCAUCGACGCUGCCGGCGAUCUCUUUUCUCUGAUCUCGGUGUUUUUCCAACCGAGGCUAGAUAUUCUUGGUAUGGUGAUUUAUGGAACUGAGUUAGCCCUUUGGACGGGCGUGUUCGCCUGCGGAGGAUAUUUUAACUUGAUCCCCUGGAUAAAACAAAAUCUAAAGGCGUCUCCAGAGAAUGACGUGUCAUCCAACACCUCCGAGCCACCAGCAGACCAAACGACGCAACCAAUUCAUGACAUCGCUCUUCGAAAUAUGCCGUCAUCCACAUCUGUCUUUAGGACGCCAUCAAGCGAGUUUGCUGCUGCGAGGAUUAGAGCCGGGUUCCACGAUGUUGAAGAUGAGAGUGAUACAGUCUCGUGAGGAUGAUUUCGACAUUGUAAAUAUCAAGUUUGUUUCUGGCACUGCAGGAGGCCUUGGUGAAGAUGGGAAGAAUAACGAAGCGAGCAAAUUAAUCGCUAAAAAUC